ACCAAACAUAAGAUUGAGAUCCUGCCUGGCUCGGUCCCUCCCAAGGGCCGGGUCUACAGGAUGUCUCCUGCUGAACUUGAAGAGCUAAGGAAACAGUUAGAGACCCUGACCAGCAAGGGUUGGAUCAGACCUAGCACAUCUGAGUUUGGGGCACCUUUCCUCUUUGUUCCAAAGGGGAAUGGUGAGUUCAGGAUGUGUGUGGACUAUCGGGGUGUCAACAAGAUCACGAGGAAGUCUACAGAGCCUCUUCCUCGUAUUGAUGACCUGUUGGAUAUGGUGCAGGGCUGUACUAUUUUCAGCAAGAUCGACCUCAAAUCUGGCUUCCACCAGAUUGAGAUGGUUGAAGGCGAUGUCUACAAGACAACCUUCAAAACCAGGUAUGGGACUUACGAGUACCUGGUUAUGCCAUUCGGUCUUUGCAAUGUGCCAGGCACCUUCCAAACAGAGAUGCAUCGCAUACUGAGGCCUUACCUGGACAAGUUCGUAGUUGUCUACCUUGGUGGCAUCUUGGUAUUCAGCCGUUCUGUCCAGGAGCAUGCGCAGCAUCUGGCUCUGGUCCUCCAGGCCUUGCGUGCUAACCGGUAUAAGAUUAACAGAGAGAAGUCCUCCUUUGGGGUUCCCUCUGUAAUCUAUCUGGGGCAUGUGAUUUAUGGAGAAGGGUUGGCUCCUGAGGCAACGAAAGUUGCUGCAGUUCAGGACUGGCCGCGACCUGCUAACAUUCGUGAUGUCCGGUCUUUCUUGGGGCUUGCAUCCUAUUACAUGAAGUUCAUCAAGAACUUCUCAGCGAUUGCAGCUCCCCUGACUGAUCUUACAAAGAAAGACACUUCCUUUUUUUGGACGUCAGAAUGUCAGGAGGCCUUUACACGUCUCAAGGAGGCCUUGAUUCGUGCCCCUGUCCUGAAGCUACCUGACCCUACCUUGCCUUGUGUACUGACUACUGAUGCUAGCCAGUAUGGUGUAGGGGCGGUACUUCAGCAGGAUGAUGGGAAUGGUCUGCAGCCUAUUGAGUAUAUGAGCAAGAAGAUCAAGACCAAGAAGUUGCAGGACUCUACCUAUGAGAAGGAGCUCUAUGCGCUUGUGUCAGCGCUCAAGCAUUGGAAGCACUUUCUCCUGGGCAGACACUUCAAGAUCUUUUCAGAUCACUCCACCCUUCAGUGGAUGAAGUCUCAGGGAGAGUUGAAUGAUAAGCUUGCUCGCUAUAUUCAGUUCAUUGACAUGUUUGACUUUGAACUGAGACACAAGAAGGGUUGCUACAAUCGAGUAGCAGAUGCCCUUUCUCGUAGGUCUGACGCUCUCUUUCUGAUCUCCUUUACUCACUCGUUUGGAGAGAGGACACGUCAGACCAUUGCCCAGUUGCUGCCCCAGGAUGAGAUCUUUGGGCCUAUUGUGAGGAAUCUCCAGGACGAUCCUGCCUCUGAACCAGGAUACUCUCUGGUCUCAGGCCUGCUGUACACGUGCAGCAGAGGCGAGGAGUGYCUGUGCAUUCCCCARGACCGCAAGCUGAGGACMCUYCUGAUGUCAGAGUGUCAUGACGCUCGUGGUCACUUUGGUGCCCUCAAAUCUUAUGCAGCCCUGUCGCAGCGCUUCUUCUGGAAGGAGAUGAGGAGUGACAUGCUGCACUAGGUGGAAACCUGUGAGUUGUGCCAAAGGAACAAGGUGGUACGCCGACCUCCCCUUGGCUUGCUCAAACCCCUACCUAUCCCUGAUGCUCCUUCACGGUCAGUUUCUAUUGAUUUCACUGACUUGGGUAAGACUACACCACGAGGUAUGCGUCAGGUUAUGGUCUGUGUGGAUCGGUUUUCCAAAUAUGCAGAGUUCAUCCCCUUACCAGCUGAGGCUCGUGUGCCAACCGUUCAGGCGGCGUUUGGUGACCGGUGGGUUACACAUCAUGGACCACCCACUUCCAUUGUCAGUGACAGAGAUUCCCGUUUUUGCAGCAAUGAAUGGCAAUCCUACUG
This is a messenger RNA of Chara braunii, 1958 nucleotides long. The record is from the annotation of a GenBank genome assembly. Lineage: Eukaryota; Viridiplantae; Streptophyta; Charophyceae; Charales; Characeae.